AAGGGAGGGAGCACGAAGGGGAGGCACUGAAACACCGGUAGGGAUUGUAAACGCAGCUGCACCUCCGAGGCAUUGGCUGCAGACUUAAAACAUUUAUCCCCACGAUCGCCGGGUGGUUUCCUCUGUGAUUCGGUACACGGCAGGAGGAAAUGUCUAACGGCAGCUGGAAGCCCUUUGUGUUCGGCGGGCUGGCUUCUGUGACGGCGGAAUGCGGGACCUUCCCAAUCGACCUAGCGAAGACACGUCUUCAAGUCCAAGGCCAAGUAGGCAGCAAAUACCGAGAGAUCCGGUACAGAGGCAUGCUCCAUGCGAUAGUGAGGAUAGCAAGAGAGGAGGGGCCCCGGGCUCUGUAUUCAGGACUAGCUCCUGCUAUGCUGCGCCAGGCCUCCUAUGGGACUAUAAAAAUUGGCACAUAUCAGAGUUUAAAGCGGCUGCUGGUUGACAGACCGGAGGAUGAGACAUUGCUGACUAAUGUGGUGUGUGGGGUUCUCGCUGGAGUCGUCUCCUCCACCAUUGCUAACCCCACUGAUGUGCUAAAGAUCCGCAUGCAGGCGCAGGGCCGCCUGAUCCAGGGAAGCAUGAUGGGCAACUUCCUCAAUAUCUACCAGCAGGAGGGAACGAAAGGACUGUGGAAGGGCGUCUCUCUAACGGCUCAACGAGCGGCCAUCGUGGUUGGAGUGGAGCUCCCGGUCUAUGACAUCACCAAGAAGCAUCUGAUCCUGUCGGGGCACAUGGGGGACAACGUGUACACACACUUUGUCUCCAGCUUUACGUGCGGCUUGGCGGGAGCUCUGGCCUCCAACCCAGUGGACGUAGUUCGGACACGCAUAAUGAACCAGAGAGGAGUGUUUCUGUACCAGGGGACACUGGCGUGUAUACUGCAGCUCAUUGCAUAA
This is a messenger RNA of Notothenia coriiceps (black rockcod), 896 nucleotides long. RefSeq names its product solute carrier family 25 member 14 (gene slc25a14). Gene Ontology annotation, biological process: transmembrane transport. Lineage: Eukaryota; Metazoa; Chordata; Actinopteri; Perciformes; Nototheniidae. The transcript is spliced from 8 exons. The record is from RefSeq and is a predicted model, not a curated record. The coding region runs from base 150 to 896 and encodes 248 amino acids.